This is a messenger RNA of Prunus mume (Japanese apricot), 777 nucleotides long. Lineage: Eukaryota; Viridiplantae; Streptophyta; Magnoliopsida; Rosales; Rosaceae. The record is from RefSeq and is a predicted model, not a curated record.
AUGUUGGUUUUCUGCCACCCCUACGAUCAUUCUGUGUUAACUGUUGAAGCCGCCGAAUCUGUUCAUCCCUUUCUCAAGCUUACCUAUGAGUUCUUCAACAGUUACAGUAAAGGAAAAUCUAUCAGUUAUGGAGUAACUAUAAAACAUUUCACUGAUUUGGUAAGACAUUUUUUGUGCCCUGCAGAAGAAAUUACUUGGGUAGAUACUCCUAUAAAAAAUAUAUAUGACGCGAGAAAGUUGAAGGCCGCAGGGGUGAACUUUAGGCUACUUAAAGAAGUAGGGUUUGUCAUUAAAGGAGAUGAAUCCCACGAUUGUAAUUUCAACUUAGCAUGUUUUACAAGUAUGGACUUGAAGCUUACACUAUUCUGUGUCAAGGAUGAGACAGAAUGCAUGGCGUUGGAGCAGUUUCUGUAUCCAGACUCUGCUUAUAUUUGCGAAUAUUUUUUGUUCAUGGAUAAACUUGUGGACUCUGUGGAAGAUGUGAAUUUGCUGAUUGAGAGUGGAGUUCUUGUUAACAAGAUAGGCUGCAACGAAACCGUGGCAAACCUGAUCAAUAAACUCUGUGUGCAGAUUAUGGAUGAUGUAUCCUGCUAUGGUGGCGUCUGUAGGCAGCUUAAUAAGUACUAUGGGAUCAGUUUUUGGAACCGUCAUGUGGCAAUCCUGAAAGGAGUUUACUUCAAGGAUCUUUGGACAGGCAGCUCAACUAUGCUUGGACUUUUUGUCCUGGUUUUCUCAAUCAUUGGAACCUUGAAGUCGCUUGAACAUAAUCUAAUUUAA